GUCGCACAAAGUUGACGUCAUCGAUCACGUUCACUCAGCUGUUCCCAUCACAUCGCGGAGGCAGGAAGGGAUUUCAUUUAAAAAAACAUUUUAAUAAUCAUUUCAGGUUCAUUAUAUCGACAUGAAUUUGCCUGCCUUCCUGGUAAACUGCUUCGUCAGUGGCAGGAUGAGGCCCCUCAGAGAUGCUCAGCUGGGGGCCUUCACCUUCUUUGCCUCUGCUCUCCCUCAUGAUGUUUGUGGGAGCAAUGGCCUCCCUCUCACCCCCAACUCCAUCAAAAUCCUAGGACGCUUUCAGAUCCUCAAGACCAUCACUCAUCCCAGACUCUGCCAGUAUGUGGACAUCUCCAGAGGGAAACACGAACGGCUGAUUGUUGUUGCUGAACACUUUGAGAGCAGUUUAAGAGAUUUCCAGAAACAGGGGAAAACUGCCAGCCCAGAGAAGGUGCUGCAGAUUGCGUUUGAGGUCCUUGAAGGUCUGGAGUUUAUGAACAAACAUGGUAUGGUGCACAGAGCCCUCAGUGCACACAAUGUGCUGAUGGACUGCAAGGGGAAUGUCAAGCUGGCGAAGUUUGGCCUUUAUCACAUGACUGAUCAUGGGGCCGACGUAGAUUUUCCCAUUGGGUACCCAUCAUACCUUGCUCCAGAGGUGAUCGCUCAGGGCUCUUUCCACCCCAGUGACCCCUCACACGAUGAGGCUCCUCUACCCUCAGGGCCAAAGACUGAUGUCUGGUCUCUUGGGGUGCUGCUCUUUGAACUGUGUGCAGGUAGACGACUGCUGCAGAAUAUUGAUAUAAGCGAGAGAUUGAAAUUCAUUCUAACCUUGGGUUGCAUGGAUGACAUUGUCACUGUCCUUGCUGAGGAACAUGGUUGCCUGGAUACAAUAAAGGAGCUGCCUGAGAAUGUUCUGGAGUUAUUAAGGAAAUGCUUGACCUUUCUUCCAUCCAAAAGGCCGACCCCUGCAGAGCUGCUGAGAGACCCCGUGUUCAGUGAGGUCUCGUGCCUCUAUACGCCCUUCCAGAAGCCUGUUAGCUUGUUCUCCUCCUCCCUACGCUGUGCACAUCUGGAGCUCCCAGAGGACAUAAGUGACCUUUGCAAAGAUGAUGAUGAAGACUACCUGUCAGAGCGGGCCAUAGAUGAGGUGUACCAUCUGUGGUGUCUGGCUGGGGGAGACCUGGAGAAGGAGCUGACCAUUAAGGAGAUCAUACAGUCCAAACCUCCAAUCUGCACACUGCCCAAUUUUGUCCUGGAAGAUGGGGAGUCAUUUGGCCAGGGCAGAGAUCGCAGUUUCUUGCUGGACGACACGACGGUGACACUGUCUCUGUGCCAACUCAGAAAUAGACUGAAGGAUGUCGCAGGAGAAGCCUAUUACCCUCUCCUGGAAGACGAACAGUCAAGUCUGCCCCAGUCCAACAGCAGCAAUGAGCUGUCGGCCACCGUCACGCUGCCACUCAUCAUCCGUGAGAGAGACACAGAGUACCAACUCAUCCGCAUCAUCCUCUUUGACAGGCUGCUCAAGGCCUAUCCUUACAAGAAGAACCUAGUGUGGAAAGAGGCCAGAGUGGAUAUUCCCCCUCUUGUUCGAGGAUUGGCCUGGGCUGCGCUGCUGGGCAUUGAGGGAGAUAUUCAAGCCAAAUAUGAGACCAUAGACAAAGAUACUCCCAUUCCAACUGACAGACAGAUUGAGGUGGACAUCCCACGCUGCCACCAGUAUGAUGAGCUGCUGUCAUCUCCUCAGGGCCACAUCAAGUUCAGGCGUGUGUUGAAAGCCUGGGUGGUCUCUCACCCUGACCUGGUGUACUGGCAGGGCUUGGAUUCACUUUGUGCUCCAUUCCUAUACUUGAAUUUCAACAAUGAAGCCCUGGCGUAUGCCUGCAUGUCUGCGUUCAUCCCCAAAUACUUGUACAACUUUUUCCUGAAGGACAACUCUCAUGUCAUCCAAGAAUACUUGACUGUCUUCUCCCAAAUGAUUUCCUUCCAUGACCCGGAGCUAAGCAACCAUCUAAAUGAGAUUGGCUUCAUCCCAGACCUUUAUGCUAUUCCGUGGUUCCUGACGAUGUUUACACAUGUGUUUCCACUGCACAAGAUCUUCCACCUGUGGGACACGCUGCUGCUGGGUAACUCCUCUUUCCCCUUCUGUAUCGGUGUGGCCAUAUUGCAGCAGCUCAGGGAUCGUCUCCUGGCGAACGGCUUCAAUGAGUGCAUCCUGCUCUUCUCUGACCUGCCAGAAAUUGACAUUGAACGUUGUGUCCGUGAGUCCAUCAACCUCUUCUGCUGGACUCCAAAGAGUGCCACAUACCGACAACACGCUCAGCCGCCAAAGGUCGCCGGCGACAACGGCUUCGGGAAGACAACGACAUACUACUCAUCUGACUACCAGGACAUGCCUAAGACAGACCUGUCUCGGGAGCCUCUGGCACUGUGUGACCUGAAAGCAGAAGUGUCCCCCAGGAUCUCGGCUGAGGACUUAAUUGACCUCUGUGAGCUGUCAUUGACCGGGCCCACCAAGCGGACCAAAGCUGGCAAGCCCAAAAUCGUUGCUGUCGACAUCCGCAGCCAAGAGGACUUCAGCAGAGGCCAUAUUUCUGGCAGCAUCAACAUUCCCUUCAGUGCAGCGUUCAGCCCUGACGGUGAGCUGGUGCAGUGUCCUGCAACAGGAAUCCUCCAGAACUACAGAGGACGGGUCAUUGUGGUCAUCAGCCACGCCAUGAAGAGUGCCGCCAUGUUUGCAGCACACAUGGUCAAAGUCAAUUUCCCACGGGUUUGUAUCCUGGAUGGAGGGAUCAACAAGCUGAAGCCCACCGGUAUCCUGACUGUCCCCUCCCCUCAGAUCUGAGCCUGAUCCACCCACUUACAGUAACUAAAGGGACGAGUGGAAGGACUGUAUAUUUCAUUCUGGGCUGAUACUGAAGUGUCAUUAUUAUACUUACACAUUCUGAUUAAACUGUGGUGCACAAUGACUAACUGCAUUGAAAUAAUUGAAAUUAUGAAAUUAUUCCCUUGUUAACCUGGUUUAUAUUCAUUGCCAUAUAAACUUACAAGCUGAUUGUUUUUUUGUAAUUUUCUUUUUCAAAACAAGAAUGAAUGAAUCAUUUGAAUUUUCCUGGAACAACUGCUCUGUGUUGUUGUAGCUUUGCACUGAUAAACUAAGCUAUCUGUGUCCAAUAUAGUCUGUCUGUUCUGAGCCAGUUCAUCUGGGGAAGUUUAUUAAAUGUUUAUGUGUUUAUGUGAGAAACAAUAAAAAUAACUUUUUGUGAAUUUA
Lates calcarifer (barramundi perch) is the source of this 3259-nucleotide messenger RNA. RefSeq names its product TBC1 domain containing kinase (gene tbck). The transcript has 26 exons. Gene Ontology annotation, molecular function: ATP binding; protein kinase activity. Bases 122 to 2833 code for a protein of 903 amino acids. NCBI's taxonomy places the organism in Eukaryota, Metazoa, Chordata, Actinopteri, Centropomidae. Gene Ontology annotation, biological process: protein phosphorylation. The record is from RefSeq and is a predicted model, not a curated record.